AUGGCAAGAAUUCGGAAAUUCCCUGGAAUCAUUAUAUUACUUCAUCUAGAAAUUGUAUUCUCCAAAAGGUCUUCAGAACCUACAGGAUUCACCAUCAGUGUCAUGCCGGCAGACCACCCGGAGUCCCCAGUUAACAAGGCCAAUCUCACAAACUGGGAAAGAAUACAAAGAAUAGCAAACAUCUCUUUGAGAGGACACAAAGUACUGCACAACCCGCCUUCCAUUCAGAACGCAUCAGAUUUCCAGGAUGGGAAGUACACAGUGCCUCUAACUGAACAGGAUUACUACUUUGCAGCCGAGAUUGGCAUCGGAAUGCCGCCUCAGAAAGUGUAUUUAGCGGUUGACACCACCGCCGGACUCGUUUGGACUCAGUGUAAGCCUUGCGCGGUUAAAAACCGGGGAUGUUAUCACCAGGAAUCUCCCAUAUACGACCCUAAAAAAUCAGCCAGCUAUGCCAAGUUUUCCUGUACGGACCAGCAUUGUCCUGUGAAUAAAGGAAAUCUGAAUAACAGGUACUUCAAAUGCCAUAAAAACAAUAGUUGCACUUACUCAAUUUACUAUGGCUACCGUGGCCAUAUGAAGGGAAUGACAGAAGGGGAUGCAUCUUUAGAGUCGUUCACUUUCACCAACUGCACAAAGGAAGACUCACUUCCGAUGUUCAUGAAUUUAGAGAAUAAGAUUACCGGGAUCCUGGGAAUGAGCUUGAAUCCACUGUCACUUUACCAGCAGUUGUUUUUCAAAAUCGGAGGCAAAUUUUCUUACUGUAUUGGUGCUUACAAGUCUCCUCUCAAAGCCCUUCAAACUCACAACCUGAGAUUCGGGUAUAAAGUUAUGAUGCCUGAAAAACCAAUCCCAUAA
Molecule: messenger RNA, 858 nt
Organism: Mangifera indica (mango)
Lineage: Eukaryota; Viridiplantae; Streptophyta; Magnoliopsida; Sapindales; Anacardiaceae
Product: aspartic proteinase CDR1-like
Exons: 2
Coding region: 1-858 (285 amino acids)
Cellular component (GO): extracellular region
Source: RefSeq, a predicted model, not a curated record